CCACGUGACGCGGAAGUAGAUUGAAUUGUUUCAGCGUUGUUGUGUUUACAUCAACAGCUCCUCGUUUACAUACCGCGUGCAGGUUCGUUGAGUAAACAAGCACAACAAGAACACGUGAGAACUCUGCAGUGCUUGGAUGAAGUGACCAUGAAGCAGGACAGUGAUGCUGUGAACGUCCCUGCGUGCUUCAUAUCAAACCAUGAAGGUUUUUUUGGAAGCAUAAAAAACUUUAUCAAAGACUUUGUGGUGACUGAGAUAGACAUCACUGGACGGCGUGUUAACACAGCAGCAGCAGCAGCAGCAGCAGCAGCAGCAGCCACACGGACACCAGACUGGGCCUCCUCAGAUAAAAACAAUGAAAGCAGUGCAGAAUGUAAGUGGAGUAAUUAUUCCUUAGUCUCACAGGACACUGAUGUUUCAGCUGAGUGUGGGUUAGAUGUCACUAUCCCCAGUCCAGGCAGUUUUGAUUUAAGUGUGAUUUUAGGCCAGCCAGUCAGCGAAGAGCUUGAGCAGUUUGUCUUGACUCUCAAAGAAAAGCCCACCAAGCAGGAGCUCUCUCUGGGAUCCUUUGCUGACAAACACCACAGAGCUAACGUCCACCGGGCCGUCAGACAUCGCUUUCCCUUCCUCAUGACUGUCACUAUUCAGCCUGAGAUCAGGGUGAGGGAAGACCCCGACUACAGAGAGCUCUCCCAGCUGGUUACAGAGGACGAAGCAGAGGACUUCUUCAGGUUCAUAGAUGCCAAAGUGCGAGGCUCAUCCUACAUGUUUGGACCUGAUAACGAUAAGGAGCACAGGACGGCGGUCCACCACUUCCUGAGCCGAAGGUUUGGCAAACUGGUGGAGACUAAAAGCUUCACGGACCAGGGGACAACAGCCAUCUCGGUUAGGCUGAGAGAACAAGGGAGGCCAAAGAAAAGAUCUGCAGAGGAACGUAAAGAAGAAGAAGUUUACACUGCUUUCACUCUGCUCAAGGAGAACCUGGAGACUCUGGAGGCCAUCAGCUACAUGGCAGCCGCUCUUGGGGUCCUACCGUCAGAUUUCACUUACGCUGGCAUCAAGGAUAAGCGAGCCAUCACUUACCAGUCUAUGGUGGUCAAGAAGGUCUCAACUCAACGGUUGAAAGAGAAGACAGCUGAGUUUGAGAAGAGAGGGAUGCGUCUGUCUCAGAUCCGCGCCGUCAGUGAGCCUCUCAGGCUUGGACGACUACAGGGGAACCACUUUGACUUGGUGGUCCGCGACUUGAGACCACACAGUGACGCGCACACCUCUGGAGCCGACAAACACACUCGCCUAGCAGCGCUGGUAAAGGAAGCAGUGGAGAAUGUCAAGGCCAGAGGUUUUGUCAACUACUAUGGACCACAGAGGUUUGGGAACAUGCAGAGCAUUCAGUCCGACCGUGUAGGACUAGCUUUGCUCAAAGAAGACAUGGUCAGCGCUGUGCAUCUCUUCUUCACUCCAGAGGACAGCAAUGAUCCUCAGAACCACGCGAAGAGACACUUCCUCCAAACAGAUAACGCAAAGGAGUCUUUGGCGCUGAUGCCAUUGUCGAAAGCCAGGGAGCGGCUGAUGCUUCGGGCCCUGAACCGCUACGGUACAGGUCCGGAUGGUUGCACCCAAGCUUGGCUCAGCCUGCCCCACAGCAUGAGAGUCUUCUACCCACACGCCUACUGCAGCAGAGUGUGGAACGAGGCCGUGGCACACAGGCUGACCACUCUGGGCCACAGUGCCAGGCAAGGAGACCUGGUGUGGAUGAAGGAAGAAGGCACAGGAGAGACCAGCUCGGCUCAGAUCCAUGUGGUGACGGACCAAGAGGAGCAAGAGAAAGUGUACACACUGGGACAUGUGUUACUGCCGAUGCCAGGAAACACUGUGAAGUAUCCAGAAAAUGCCAUGGGGACUUGGUUCCAGGAGAGACUGGCCAGGGACGGACUGGACGCCUGUCGCUUCAGAGUCAGCAACCUCAAACUAAAUCUGCCUGGCUGCUACCGCCCCCUGCUGGCUUUACCACGCAACCUUAGCUACCAGCUGCAGAGAGCAGCCUGUGGGGAGGGAGGAGAGGGGACAGGAAACUGCAGUCGAUAUAGUGACAGGCAGCUUAAUGGCACAACAGCAGAAGGGAAGCAGGACUUGCUUACUCUAACCUUAAACUUGGACCUGGACUCCUCCUGCUAUGCUACUAUCUGUCUCAGAGAGAUCAUGAAGUGUGACCCUUAAGGGCAAGGGACGUCGGUCCUGUUGUGUUUCUACAUACUUUGCAGAAGAGAAGGAGUUUUCUUGUUUUUUAGUUUUUGUAACCCAUCAUUGUAAUACAUUAUUAGUAGCCUUUUGGUUUGUUGUUGAAGUAAUGAGCAUAAGACUGUGUUUCUAAAUGGAAAAAAUAUGCAUCAUGUGCAAUUGAUAAAACAAACGAACAAAUCUAAAUGUAAAAGCGUGUAAACAGUGUCUGUGUUUUGUGCCAUGAAUAAAACCUUUAGAAAU
Messenger RNA from Etheostoma spectabile (orangethroat darter), 2481 nucleotides. RefSeq names its product pseudouridine synthase 7 like (gene pus7l). The transcript is spliced from 10 exons. Lineage: Eukaryota; Metazoa; Chordata; Actinopteri; Perciformes; Percidae. Gene Ontology annotation, cellular component: nucleus. The record is from RefSeq and is a predicted model, not a curated record. Gene Ontology annotation, molecular function: pseudouridine synthase activity; RNA binding. Gene Ontology annotation, biological process: pseudouridine synthesis. The coding region runs from base 148 to 2217 and encodes 689 amino acids.